This is a messenger RNA of Xiphophorus couchianus (Monterrey platyfish), 4264 nucleotides long. It is a transcript of the gene tmem151bb, whose product is annotated as transmembrane protein 151Bb. The record is from RefSeq and is a predicted model, not a curated record. NCBI's taxonomy places the organism in Eukaryota, Metazoa, Chordata, Actinopteri, Cyprinodontiformes, Poeciliidae. The transcript has 2 exons. Bases 641 to 2128 code for a protein of 495 amino acids.
ACACACACACACAUACAGAAAUAAACGCUUGAAAUAUAUUAGUUUGUGUAGUAAAUCUAUUUAAUAUGCGAGUUUUAUUUAUUAUUAUUUUUUUAUUGAACAACUGAUAUUGUUCAAUAAAUAUUGUUCUAGUAUAUUCUAUUCAUUGAGACAGACCUAAGCCAAAGUUGAUCCGUCAGCAUUAGGUUGGACUUUCCCUUUAAGUCGCGGAUUUAUGCAACAAAGUCCCACCUGCCUUAGUUAGGCAGCCAGCACCGUGGACGGCGGACCCACGCCCCUUCCCACCCGCUGCACGGUGGAUCCAGAGCGGGCCCCGAGGGGCAGGGCACCAUCCGUUCGUAAUGACGACCAGCUAAUCCGGCAUCAUUUCCCAUCAUGUCACUGCGGCACUGACAGCUGAGGCAGGGCACCGGCAGGAUGCUGCACCAACACCGCCGCCUCCUCCUCCUCCUCCUCCUCCUCCUCCUUCUCUCUGCCUCCACAGGAACGCUGUUGUUUUGGACUCUCCUCUCGGAAACGUCCCCGGCUGAUCGCGGGUCCAACGCAGCGGCUCGUGUGGGAUGAGAGCCGCUGCAGAGGCAGAUAAAAGGCAGUGAAAUCCCUCCUUGAUCCCCACUCCACGCCUUGCAUUGUUAUCACCAUGUCUCCCCCAGCCUCGGCUGCGACAGCCAGUGAAAGCAGCACCACCACCGUCUACGAGGAGGACACCAGGGAGGAGCAAAGACCCCUCAAGCAAUCUCUGAGCAAGUCCUUAUGUCGGGAGAGCUUUUGGAAAUGCCUCCUCCUGUCUGUCCUCAUGUAUGGCUGCAUGGGGGCUAUGGUCUGGUGCCACGUCACCAAGGUGACCCGGCUCACCUUUGACAGCGCCUUCAAAGGGAAAUCCAUGAUGUACCAUGACAGUCCCUGCUCUGACGGAUACAUCUACAUCCCUCUGGCACUGCUGGGCAUGCUCUACCUGGUGUACCUCGUGGAGUGCUGGCACUGCCACGUGAAGAACGAGCUGCAGCACAAAGUGGAUGUGGAGGGCAUCUAUGAGCGCAUCCAGAGAAUGCAGCAGGCGAAGCCCUGCAUCUGGUGGAAAGCCAUCAGCUACCACUACGUGCGCCGAACACGACAGGUCACACGCUAUCGAAACGGAGAUGCUUAUACCAGCACCCAAGUGUACCAUGAGCGCGUCAACACCCACGUAGCCGAGGCUGAAUUUGACCAUGGUCACUGUGGAGUCAAAGAUGUUUCCAAACAGCUUCUGGGCCUGGAGAAGUCUCCUCUGACAAAGAUGCGGUUCACCAAGUGCUUUAGCUUUGCUAAUGUGGAGUCUGAAAACUCAUACCUGACACAGAGAGCCAGGUUUUUCACCGACAAUGAGGGCCUGGAUGACUACAUGGAAGCCAGAGAGGGUAUGCACCUGAAAAACAUCGACCUGAAGGAGUAUGUCAUGGUGCUGGCCGACCCAGAGCACCAUCCCUGGUAUCUGUCCCAGUAUGUAUUCUGGGCUGCGUCUUUCCUCACUUUCUCCUGGCCUCUCAGAGUCUUCACUGAAUACCGCACUGCAUAUGUCCAUUAUCGUGUAGAAAAGCUUUUUGGACAAGAUUACCUUCCAGUGACCCCGUGUGACGAUCGGCCAUAUUGGCGCCGCAUCCCUCGCGUCAACACCAUUGACAGCACCGAGUUGGAGUGGCACAUUCGCUCAAACCAGCAGCUGGUUCCCAGUUACUCAGAGGCCGGUCUGAUGGAUCUGGCCCAGUGUCCCAACAGCUUCAGUGGGAUCCGUCAGAACUGUGAGCGCUGCCACCGGGCCAUCAGUUGCUCCUCUGUGUUCUCCAGGAGCGCCCUCAGCAUCUGCACCGGUGCAAGCUCCCGCAUCCCCUUCAGCGGCAGCCGCUUCUCCCUGGCUCGCCGUUAUGGCUCCCAGAGAAGUUGCUUCUGGAGGAGCGGCAGCUUGGACGACCAGGAGAGUCCCAGCGAAAACACCCGCUGCCUGUCAGAACGGCUCGCCACUGACGAAGAGGAGCCCCCACACUAUGAUGACGCCCUGUGCUACCCUGUGCUCAUCGUCCACUGCAGUGAGACCUGCCACAACCACAGAUCUUUCCACAGAAAUGGCUCCUGCGUGGAGACUUCUUUAUGAUCACCCAACCACUGCAAAAAACAGUGACACCUCUGUAGCAUGCAUUCACUAUCAAUACCAGAAACACAGAGAAAAAACAAGCCAGAAACAGCGAUAAUAUCAGAAACGACUGCCUGAGUUUUGACUUUGUGAACCACCUAAGCAAUAAGAGUGGUUCACUGGUGCAGAAGAAAGAGGAAAACAAAAUCAGCUCAGCUUCCAGGGACAACCAAGGAGACAAAGACUGUUACACUGCACAUCAUCGCCAUACUUUUGGACAUCUGAACAGACCAUCCGAAACCUGAAGCUUCAGUUACCUCAUAAGGUGUUUGGGAUAAUAUCUCUCCUGUUUCCUCACAAUUUUGCAGCAAAGCAAAUGCUCCUGAAGUAAUGAGAUGGAUAAAGUCAGGGCGGAUUUCAGCAGACUUGUGAUUACAGCAAUAACAGCAAUAACACAAAAUGGGGAGAAUCGCUAAACAGAAUGUUUCUGCUCAUCACAGAUACACCGAUCAAUACAAAGAGCUCCAAAAUCAUCAGGACAGUUUAUCACUUGGUCAUAAAGCGUUUCUCGUUCUUCUAAAGUGCUGUAAGUCAUUUUGUACAUCAACAUUCUUGGUUUUCCAGGAAGCCUUUUACAUCAACAGACAAUAGACUGAAGUUUAAUUUUCGCUUCUGUUUUGUAGAAAAGACACACAUUAGUUGUUCAGUUUAACAUUACACAGACUGAUGUAUCUACCUAAUGGGAUAUCACAAUUAUUUGUGGUAUUUUGUUGUUGGUGCUACUUAGCAGCAUCUGAGGGAUGUAAUGAUGGUAGAAGGAGUGUACAACCUCUUUCAGUUCUAAUGUUUUACAUACAUUAAAAUGGUCUGGUCUUUACAAGAUUAUAAGGUUAUUUUAAUAUAACCUCAGGAGUACAAAAACACACAACAUAUUUCUUGUUGGCAGAAAAAGAAAAACUUUUCUGCCAACUUUUGUGGCAGAAAAGUUUUUCUUUUCUGUCACAAAAGGAAAACUUGUGUGGCAGAAAUUAAACAUGAACCAACAGUUUCAAAAUUUUUUAAUCAACUUUAAUAUUGUUGAGGAAAUGUAGCCAACUCUUCUUGAUGAUGCAGCUUCAGGUCAUUGGGAUUUGUAGAUACAGUGCCGUUUUCUUUAGACCCCAAAUCAUCACCGUUUCACCCAGUAAUCUAGAAUCCAGUAAUGACCACCAGAUCAUUUUGAAAUUAAAUCUCAUGUUAAACCUUAGAACUGAAGAGCAUUUUGUUAUUGAGCAGCUAAAUCCAAUCAGACAGAUUCCACCUCUACCUUCAUGAUCACCCAUGUUCAAACAAAAACAUGCAUAGUCUGAAUAUUUUUGUCUUAUAUAUAACUUCUGCUGCCUACUGCCACGACAGAAGCUGACAACUUGUGCUACAAACCAAUCAGAUGGACAAAAAAAGACCUUUAGAACAUUUGAACAGAUGGGUGUUAAAUGUAAACAUGGAGUGGAAAGAUGGAAGCCACGUCUUACUUUGCAUGUUUUCCUACUCCUGAGACACUGUGUUAACAACCAUAAAACAUUCAUGAAUGUAUACCACCAGCAUCAUUAAUUGUAUGUCCAUUGUGUGUCCAUUGUAAAUGAAUGAUGCUUCAUUUCAACCUGUGAAAUGGGAAUUUUUACACUCUAAUGUGACAGGAGAACUCAAAAAAAGGACUAUUACAGUUCUGAAGAAGACUUUGACUUCUGCCGUUUAAUUUUUCUGGAAUGUCUUUUCCGUGGGUUUUACAGACUGUUUAUGCAAAAACAUCAAUGCACUUACAUUAAGACAUGCAAAAAUAAACCAAUAUUACAAUAAGGACUUUUCAAAGCAUCUUACAGAAAGGUAUUGUAUGCAUUCUAGGACAUGACAUCUUGUUCUUUCAUUGUUUUCAACGUAGUGACAUCAGUAUUAUGCACAUGAGACAACUAGACAUUAUAACCCAUAGUGGAGCUGAAUGUUGAUGUAAAUUAUUUACACUAAAUGAAAUAAAUAUUUUAAAUUGGCAUUGUUAAUAUUAUAAAAUGGGUUGUAUUAAUAACAAAGUUACUCUUUACAACAUGUAUUGAAAUUUGAAAUAUGCUGGAAAAAUUAAAAAUGCAAUAAAUGUCUGGGUCUCUCCUGUUGUGUGGAUAAAAA